Molecule: messenger RNA, 2016 nt
Organism: Thelazia callipaeda (thelaziosis nematode)
Lineage: Eukaryota; Metazoa; Nematoda; Chromadorea; Rhabditida; Thelaziidae
Source: the annotation of a GenBank genome assembly
AUGGGUUUACUAACUCUCGGGACACCUUUGUCAUGGAAUGAGACUUUGCCAUUUGUCGAUUAUAUUAAAGAGCAUGGUAUCGCACAGUUUAUAUCUCUUUAUCAUCGAGUCAAAAGCCGCGAAGGUGAUCAACUGAAAUGGGGUGACGAGGUCGAAUAUACAAUUGUUCAAUUUGACGACGAUGCAAAGAAGGUAGAUGGAUUGAUUUCAAAAAUAUCUAAGGCGAAGCAAAUAAAGGGUACGGUCCGAGUGAGUCUACGGUCUGAAGAGAUUCUUGGUCAAUUACAAGCUGGAGAAGAAUUAAAUGCAUUGCUGGGUACUGAAAAUCGUUGCUUAUGGCGUCCAGAAUUUGCAUCAUACAUGAUUGAAGGAACACCGGGUGCACCUUAUGGAGGUCUGUUGGCAUGCUUCAAUGUAGUAGAAAGUAAUAUGAUAUCUCGUCGAGCUGAAGUCACACGAUUGCUGAAAACUAAUGAAUCAGUGAUGUCAAUAUCGUUUCCAGCAUUAGGUACACCAGAUUUCACUUCACCAGCAUAUUUGCCGCGUCCAGAUGAUGAGGACUCUGUUGGUCGCUCAAUAUUUUUUCCUGAUGAAGGAAUUUAUGCGGGACAUCCAAGGUUUCGAAAUUUGGUCAGAAACAUCAGGGAACGUCGAGGUGAAAAAGUUGCCAUAAAUGUACCCAUAUAUCGAGAUAUCAAUACACCACAACCUUAUCGAGAGGAUUUCACGAAUGAGAAAGAUGGUGGUCAAGCUGCUCGGGCUUCAUUACCCGACCAUAUUUAUAUGGACCAUAUGGGUUUCGGAAUGGGUUGUUGUUGUUUACAAGUCACUUUUCAGGCAGUUAAUCUUGACGAGGCACGAUGGUUAUAUGACCAGUUAACUCCAUUAACUCCAGUCUUGCUGGCGUUAUCUGCUGCAACACCUAUAUUUCGAUCGCGUUUAGCCGAUGUCGAUUCUCGAUGGGAUAUUAUAUCAGCGAGUGUAGACGAUCGAACAGCUGAAGAAAGAGGUUUAGUACCUCUCAAAAACAAUAAAUUUGUUUUGGAAAAAAGUCGAUAUGAUAGCACUGAUUGUUACAUUUAUCCUAGUUCUGCACGAUACAACGACAUACCUCUUCAGUUUGAAGAAAAAAUUUAUAAGAAGCUAAUAGAUGGUGGAAUCGAUGAAUUUUUAGCGCAGCAUAUAGCACAUAUGUUUAUUCGUGAUCCUUUGCAGGUUUUUCGUGAGCGCAUCGAACAGGAUGAUGAUAAAACAACGGAACACUUCGAGACGGUACAGAGUUCAAAUUGGAUGAAUAUGCGUUUUAAGCCGCCACCGCCAGAUUCACCAGAAAUUGGUUGGCGCGUCGAAUUUCGACCAACUGAAGUCCAAUUAACAGAUUUUGAAAAUGCUGCUUAUUGUUGUUUUGUUGUGCUUCUGACUAGAGUUAUAAUAUCAUUUCGUCUGACUCUCAUCUUGCCUAUUUCUGCUGUUUCUCAAAAUAUGAAACGCGCGCAGUGCAGAAAUGCUGUAUUGAAACAAAAGCUGUUUUUCCGGAAAGGUAUUGCGGUGUGCAACUCUUCACCUUUCACUACUACUUCCUCUUGUAAAGCGUCAUCCAGCGAUGUAGUCGAAAUGACAGUGAAUGAAAUCAUUAAUGGUAAGGGUGAUGAAUUUCCUGGAUUAGUACCGUUAUUACGCCAGUAUCUAGAUAGCGCUGAUGUCGAUGUUGAUACACGAUGCACCAUAUCUCAGUAUUUGGGUUUCAUACAGAAACGAGCUUCAGGUGAACUGCAGACAUUGGCGUCUUGGAUGAGAGAAUUCGUUGAUAGGCAUGCAGAUUACAAGCAUGAUUCAUUUGUUGGAUGUCGUGUGAUUUACGAUAUGUUAAAAACAAUGGAUAACAUAUCAAAAGGAAAAACUCAUUGCCCCAAAUUACUUGGUGAUUAUCGUUCAAAAACUAAUCCGCAUAUUCCAAUGGCGGUUCGUCGUGCUGAAGAAAGCUUGAUUGUGAAUCUCAAACAGCAAGGUAAUUGA